Trichoderma citrinoviride is the source of this 1931-nucleotide messenger RNA. RefSeq lists its product as hypothetical. Gene Ontology annotation, biological process: regulation of DNA-templated transcription; nuclear-transcribed mRNA poly(A) tail shortening. Gene Ontology annotation, cellular component: nucleus; P-body; CCR4-NOT core complex. The record is from RefSeq and is a predicted model, not a curated record. Lineage: Eukaryota; Fungi; Ascomycota; Sordariomycetes; Hypocreales; Hypocreaceae. Bases 46 to 1929 code for a protein of 627 amino acids. The transcript is spliced from 5 exons.
GGCAAGGACGCUGCUCGGCCGUUUCUCCCCUCCUCAACCGACAAAAUGGCGGCGAGGAAACUACAACAAGAAGUCGACAAGUGCUUCAAAAAGGUGGCGGAAGGCGUCGCCGAGUUCGAGGCCAUCUACGAGAAGAUCGAGCAGUCAAAUAACCCGGCCCAGAAGGAGAAGCUGGAAGACAACCUCAAGCGCGAGAUCAAGAAGCUGCAGAGACUGCGCGACCAGAUCAAAACAUGGGCUGCCAGCAACGACAUCAAGGACAAGGCGCCCUUAUUGGAGCACCGAAAACUGAUUGAGACUCAAAUGGAAAAGUUCAAGGCCGUGGAAAAGGCCAUGAAGACCAAGGCGUAUUCCAAAGUGGGACUCGAAGCCGCCGCGAAACUAGAUCCCAAAGAACAGGCCAAGGUCGAGGCCUGCGAAUUCCUCAGCAGCAUGGUCGAUGAGCUGGAGCUGCAGAUCGAGACGCUCGAAGCCGAGAACGAGUCUAUACAAGCCACCCUGAAGAAGGGCAAGAACAAGACUGCCCAGGAGACCCGCAUGGCCGAGAUCGAUCAGAUCAUCGAGAGGCAUAAAUGGCAUCAAGGCAAGCUGGAGCUGAUUCGAAGAACACUGGAGAAUGGCGGCAUCGACACGGAGCAGGUCAACGCCCUUGAGGAGCAGAUUCGCUACUAUGUGUCCGACGGCAUGAACGAGGAUUACAUGGAUGAUGAGGAAAUCUACGACGAGCUCGACCUGGAGGAGGAGGAAGGCGUCUUCGGAAUGGGCCAGGACACCGAGAAGAACUCCUCCCAGGACACGCAGUCCAUACAAGAUGACGUCCACGAGAUCGAACCGCCGUCCAAGCCGAGGAAAGCCGCCAAGGAUACCGAUUCCACGACGUCGUCGACACGGGCAAAGUCCGCGCAGUCCAAGUCUCCCUUACCGGCGCUGGCGACGCUUCAUACCCCGCUGUCUACAAUAGGGGCUGGGGGCAGCGGCAGCCCUGCCAUGAAGCCUGCCUCCAUCCCCGCGCGGCCGGCAGGGGAGGGGCUCAAGUAUGCGUCCGCCGCUGCCGCCGCCGCCGCCAGCGACAAGAACAAUGUGGGCAUCGCUCCUCUACCGCCGCCACCUGGAAUCAAUGUCGGUAUCUCGCCGCUACCCCCUGCGCAGUCCAGAACAAGUGCCACCAACUCUCCCGCCGUCUCGUUCGUACAGCCCGCCCAGGCAUCGUCGUCACAACCCUCCGAACCCAAGCAGCCUGCUCCUGCCGCUGCUCCCGUACCCGCACCUACACCUAAGUCCAAGGCUUCAGGGAAGCAGCCGGCUACCUCAGAGGCAUCAUCAUCCGAGUCUCAAAACGCCCCUCCACAAACCAACGGACCUCCCAAUGGAUCUACUAAUGGUGUCAAGAACGCUGCGGAAGAACGUGAAGAGGAGUCCAUCUACCAUCUACCUGCAUCCUUACAAGAUCUUGUCGACUCUUACGAGACAGCGCGGAAGCGGCCAUAUCAGCCGCUGUCACAGUCCACGCUAAACCUGCUGAGGGCGAGCGCACAAAACUAUCCGAGUGCAUUUGAGGCUGAUAUUCCGCGGACAUAUCGUCCGGACCUGCCCGUCCCGCAAACCGGUUCCGGAUUCCCCACGCAGCCGCUGCCCAUAUUUGACGAUCCCCGACUUUACUCGAGGAUCGAUCCCGACACGCUCUUCUACGUUUUCUACUACAAGCAAGGAACGGCACAGCAAUACCUGGCGGCCAAGGCGCUGAAAGACCAGAGUUGGCGGUUUCAUAAGCAGUACCAGACCUGGUUCCAGCGACACGAGGAGCCCAAGAAUAUCACCGAAGAAUUUGAGCAGGGCACAUACCGGUUCUUUGAUUACGAGAGCACUUGGAUGAAUCGAAGAAAGGCGGACUUCAAGUUUGCUUACAAAUUCCUCGAGGAUGACAUCUAGGA